Fundulus heteroclitus (mummichog) is the source of this 1103-nucleotide messenger RNA. Its product is annotated as protein ALP1-like. The record is from RefSeq and is a predicted model, not a curated record. The transcript is spliced from 3 exons. Lineage: Eukaryota; Metazoa; Chordata; Actinopteri; Cyprinodontiformes; Fundulidae. The coding region runs from base 156 to 1079 and encodes 307 amino acids.
UUACGUACAGCUGCUGCAGGAGAAGCCAAGCCCCGCCCACCGCGGCUCGACCCACUGCGGCUGCGCCAACUGGUCCCACCGGGGAGCAGCAGGAGGAGGCAGCGGACAGGGAAGCUGUCCAGUACAUCUCAGAGCUGCUCCAAAGCUCCAAGUCCAUGGCUCGAUUGGCUGGACGGGCUCGCUUGUCUUUGUCCCACACCGUGCUGCUGUCUCUGUCCCUGCUCUCCGAACGGGUCAGCUACCGCUCCGUGUCCCGCCGCUUCCGGCUGGAGAAAGGGAACAUCCACAGGAUCUUCUUCUCUUUCUGCGAGCGCAUCGGCGCGCUCCGGGAGCAGCAAAUCAGGUGGCCCGUCGGAGAAGAGGCCGCAGAGGCGCUGUCCCCGUUGUCCAGUCUGGUUGUAAAAACGGGGCAGGACGACGGCCGUAGCAUCCCUCGGGUUUUGGGAGUACUGGGACAAACACAGAUUCCUAUCCGCCUGCCUGUGUGGAAGCAGGACCCGGAGAGCGGGCGACCAGCGGAGAAGAGAACGAAGGAGGCCCAUCCGGACUGCUGGUUGAACCUGGAGCUGGUGUGCAGCCGUAGAGGCCAGUUCCUGCACUGCAGAGUCAGUAAAGGCUCAGACGUGGACGGAGGCCGGAGACUGAGGGACCGCCUCAAGCAGAACCCUGCGCUGAUGCCUCCGGGCUCCUGCCUGGUAGCCAGAACCGGAUAUCCUCUGACUGCACAGAUUCUGACCCCUUACACAGGAGGCCGAGGACCCAAACAGGAGCUCUUCAACCAAACCUUGGAGGAACACUGCCGGGUCCUGGACCGGGCGGUCGGCAGCCUGAAGGCCAGAUUCAAACGCCUCACCUAUCUGGACAUCGGAAACUACGACCGAGCCAGAACCGUCGUCCUGACGGCUUGUGUGCUGCACAACGUGUUCGUAAAGAUGGGACACGAACUCCAGGGGGAGUCCGAGACAGAGGAGGAGGUUCUAGCCGCGGCGGAGGACGGGGAGGAAGAUGAGGAGGGCGUACAGAGACGGGAUGCAGUGGCGGAUUUGCUGUGGACAAGUGUUAACUCUGGAAACACGUGAUAAUAAAGCUUUUUGUUGCUAGAU